UGUCAUAGGGGCCGGGCGGAGGCUUUCUUUUUUCUCUCUCUCUCUCUCUCUCUCUCUCUCUCUCUCUCUCUCUCUCUCUCUCUCUCUCUCUCCCACAGAGUCGCUGGUGGGAGCAUCCGUUGGUCGAGGGGGGCGGCCGGUGGGAGGAGGCAGAGAGACCGCAGCUGCCGCACCGCACUGCCUCUCUUGACAGGCGCGAGAGAACGGGAGCAAGCUCGCCGCUCAUGGCUACGGAUCAGUGCAAAGACCGGGUCCCCAUCGGGGAGCAAGCGGACGUCCGGACCCGACCGGGGGUGACGUCCGUGGCCGAAUUCUACGCCGGCAAGAAUGUGCUCAUCACGGGGGCCACGGGCUUCAUGGGCAAGGUUCUGGUGGAGAAGCUGCUGCGCUCCUGCCCGGACGUGCGGGCGCUCUUCCUGCUGGUGCGGCCCAAAGCUGGACAGUCCAUGCAGGAGAGGGUGGACGACAUGAUGAAGUGCAAGCUCUUUGACCGCGUGCGGGAGGACGACGCCGACUUCCACCGCAAGGUCAUCGGCGUCAGCAGCGAGAUGACGCAGCCGGGCCUGGCCAUCAGCCCCGAGGACGCCGACAAGCUGGCCGCCUGCGUCAACGUCGUCUUCCACUGCGCCGCCACCAUCCGCUUCGACGAGCCGCUCAAACACGCCGUGCAGCUCAAUGUGAUCGGCACGCAGCAGCUCCUGGGCCUGGCCCGCCGCAUGCGCCACCUGGAGGCCUUCAUCCACAUCUCCACCGCCUAUGCAAACUGCAACCGCAAGCACAUCGACGAGGUGGUCUACCCGCCGCCCGUCGAGCCCCGCAAGCUCAUCGAGUCCCUCGAGUGGCUGGACGACGGCAUCGUGCGGGACAUCACGCCGCGGCUCAUCGGCAACCGGCCCAACACGUACACCUACACCAAAGCGCUGGCCGAGUACGUGGUGCAGCAGGAGCAGGGCGAGCUCAACAUCGGCAUCAUCCGCCCGUCCAUCGUGGGGGCCAGCUGGCAGGAGCCCUUCCCGGGUUGGAUCGAUAACUUCAACGGGCCGAGCGGCGUCUUUAUCGCUGCCGGCAAGGGCAUCCUGCGCACCAUGCGGGCCAACAACGACGCCGUGGCCGACCUCAUCCCCGUGGACGUGGUCAUCAACCUCACCCUGGCGGCGGGCUGGUACACAGCCGUGCACAAACCCAAAACGGCUCUGGUGUACAACUGCACGACCGGCGCCAUCAACCCCUUCCACUGGGGCGAGAUCGAGUACCACGUGAUGUCGACCUUCAAGCGGAACCCCCUGGAGCAGGCCUUUCGCCGACCCAACGCCAACAUCACCUCCAACUAUCUCAUCUACCAGUACUGGAUCCUGGUCAGCCACAAGUUCCCCGCCCUGAUCUACGACCUGGUCCUGCGCCUGUCGGGACAGAAGCCGCAGAUGAUGCGCAUCUUCAACCGGCUUCACAAGGCCAUCAGCCUGUUGGAGUACUUCAGCAGCCAGGAUUGGGAGUGGAACUCUGAGAAUAUUAGCAUGCUGAUGUCGCAGAUGAGCCCGGAGGACCGCAAGACGUUCAACUUUGACGUGCGCCAGCUCAACUGGCCCGAGUACAUCGAGAACUAUUGCAUCGGCACCAAGAAGUACGUCCUGAACGAGGACAUGUCUGACAUUCCCGCCGCCAGGCAGCACCUGAGGAAAUUGAGGAACAUCCGCUACAUCUUCAACACGCUGCUGGUGGUCUUCAUCUGGAGGGUGUUCAUCGCUCGCUCGCAGAUGGCGCGCAACAUCUGGUACUUUGUGGUCAGCCUGUGUUUCAAGUUCCUCUCCUACUUCCGUGCAUCCAGCACCCUGACCAACUGACGGCGCUCCCUCGCAGCCUCGAGCGUCCUAACAACCCACCUGUCCGUCCGCCCCGCCCCGCCCCCACAAAGUGUCAUUGAUUCUAGUGUUUUCUUUCUCCUAAUAUAUGCAACGCAGCGCAUUUUCCCUCGCCGCCACUGCGUACUUGCCUUCUGCUUUUCUUACUUGAAACUCGGCGUCGAGUCGAAGAACUUUUCCUUUCGUGGGACUUCCGAGUCUCGUUGGAUUCCCGCAGGUCUUCUAUAAUACUGCCUUUUUUGGAAGAUGACGCACGGGAAAAAUGACUUUUUUUUCGUUUUUUUCCUUCAUCUGCCGUCUUUCCUACUGUUCGUCUACGACCCCUAUUUGCCCUCUUUGUACUGACACCGGGUUUACUACUUUUUCAUCUUUGUACUCAAAGCUUAGCGACCUCAGUGGUGUUAUAUAUAUAAUGAAAAAAAUUGGCUUUUCCCACAAUUUAACUGCGAGAAAAGCACACAGAAGGUUCCACAGUGUCAUUAUCAGCUUCCCUAACACGAUAAUGUGUUUGCGUUAAAGGGAAAUGAACAAUAUAAUCGCGCUAAUGCGUCUUUCACUCGUGUAAAAGGAGAAGGAAGAAGGGAAAAAAAAAGUAUCGGGUGAUUUGCGGCAUGACGCGCUUGUAAAGCGGUUUGCUGUGAGAAAAACAAAUGUGGGCAUUGGUUUUGCGGAGAAGAUUGAAGGUCUAAUACCAAUCUGAGGGACAAAAGUAUUCAUCACCGAGGGGCACUUUAAAAGAAGGCGUCCACUCAAGUAAAGCAAAAGGGGCUACGUACGCAUCCAUGAGGGACACCUUCAAACAUUCAUGUUCAAAGAGUCCGGCGUUCUGUUGAGUUUUUUUCCUUUGUACGUGUUCUUAAUUUGGAAGAUGUGUAAAUAGUUAUUCUUAUAAAAGUACCAAAAAUGAUUCGGGAAGUAUUCUCAACAUGUCUUACGAAACAGUGUUGUUGACUCUUGACGCGACGAGCCAGUCGGAGUGAGUUAGGCAGCGGGAAAAAGGGACAAAAGUAAACAUUUAUGCAAAGUGUGUUUCUGUUUUGUGACGCGAGCGACCUCUUGAUUUCCCCAAAGAGGAUUACGAGCCAAAAUGUCGUCGGAUUAGCACUGAAGGCCAAAGUACUGUUAAGUGACGACAGCGACCGCAAAGGUGACGCCAUCAGAUGUCCUAUUCACCAGCGUCUGUUGCUUCAUUAAGUGUGAAAUAAACCAGACGAGAGAGUGCGCA
Messenger RNA from Syngnathus typhle (broad-nosed pipefish), 3084 nucleotides. Its product is annotated as fatty acyl-CoA reductase 1. Gene Ontology annotation, cellular component: peroxisome. The transcript is spliced from 12 exons. The record is from RefSeq and is a predicted model, not a curated record. Gene Ontology annotation, molecular function: alcohol-forming very long-chain fatty acyl-CoA reductase (NADP+) activity. The coding region runs from base 225 to 1841 and encodes 538 amino acids. Gene Ontology annotation, biological process: long-chain fatty-acyl-CoA metabolic process. Lineage: Eukaryota; Metazoa; Chordata; Actinopteri; Syngnathiformes; Syngnathidae.